Molecule: messenger RNA, 3341 nt
Organism: Anopheles cruzii
Lineage: Eukaryota; Metazoa; Arthropoda; Insecta; Diptera; Culicidae
Gene: ss
Exons: 11
Coding region: 31-2832 (933 amino acids)
Biological process (GO): regulation of transcription by RNA polymerase II
Cellular component (GO): nucleus; aryl hydrocarbon receptor complex
Molecular function (GO): transcription cis-regulatory region binding; protein dimerization activity; nuclear receptor activity
Source: RefSeq, a predicted model, not a curated record
GCGAAUUGCGGAAAAAGUGCGAUCAAUAGAAUGAAAAUGAGCCAGCUCGGAACUGUUUAUGCGACCAAACGUCGGCGUCGGAAUGGUAAAAGCAUCAAGACAACUCCGAAAGAAGGAAUCACCAAGAGCAAUCCCUCCAAGCGGCACAGAGAACGACUGAACGCAGAAUUGGACUUGUUGGCUUCUUUGUUGCCAUUCGAGCAAAACAUUCUAAGCAAAUUGGACCGUUUAAGCAUAUUGCGGCUGUCUGUCAGCUAUCUAAGAAUAAAAAGUUACUUCCAAGUUGUUAUGCACAAGGAAAAAAGCGAAAAUGGGAUGCUGCCACACGCAGUUUCCGAAGAUAACUAUCGUGCACGAGAUUUUACUUCUUAUGAUCACAGUUUCGUCGUAGACAGUGACAUGUUUUUACAGGCAUUGAAUGGUUUCAUAAUGAUAUUGACAUGCGAGGGAGAAGUUUUUUUUGCGACACACACGAUAGAGAGCUACUUGGGAUUUCAUCAGUCCGACAUUAUUCAUCAAUCGGUGUACGAACUAGUGCAUUCGGAAGAUCGAGAAGAGCUGCAGAAACAACUGCUUUGGAAUUCCUUUUUACCAGCGGAUCUAUCUGGUAUUCAGCUAAGUGAAGCUCUCGUACCCGAGAAAGACAAGCUGCUAGAGCGUAGCUUUACCGUGAGAUUUCGUUGUUUGCUCGAUAACACAUCAGGGUUUCUGCGAUUGGACAUCCGUGGUAGGGUUAAAAUCCUUCAUGGUCAGAACAAGAAAAACGAAGAACCACCGCUUGCCUUGUUCGCUUUCUGUACUCCGUUCGGUCCUCCCAGCUUGUUGGAAAUUCCGCCGAAAGAGAACAUGUUCAAGUCGAAACAUAAGCUCGACUUUUCGUUGGUUUCGAUGGAUCAUAAAGGAAAAAACACCCUGGGUUACUCCGACUCCGAGCUGGCCAAUAUGGGAGGGUAUGAUCUUGUGCACUAUGAUGAUUUGGCAUACGUGGCUAGCGCGCACCAGGAACUGUUGAAGACCGGUGCAUCCGGAAUGAUUGCUUAUCGUUAUCAGAAGAAGGACGGGGCUUGGCAGUGGUUGCAAACUAGCUCAAGGCUCGUGUACAAAAAUUCGAAACCAGACUUUGUCAUCUGCACACAUCGGCAGCUGAUGGAGGAAGAAGGGCGGGAUCUACUAGGAAAACGCACCAUGGACUUUAAAGUUAGUUACCUUGAUGCCGGCAUUUCAUCGACUUAUUUUGAGCCCGACCAGCUGAUCAUCAGUUCGAACAAUGCCAGCUCGCCGGGCUCUCCGACGACGUCCCAACAGCGUGCCAACCGACGGUACAAAACACAGUUGAGGGACUUUCUUUCAACAUGUCGCCACAAACGUAAACUGCCCAGUCAGUGCACCGAACAACAGGUGCAACCAAGUGUUUCGGUGGUCGAUUACAUACCCGGUGGGGCACCGGGAACGGCAGCAGCUGCUGCAGUCGUUGCAGCAGCUGCCUAUUCCAACUCUAUCAAUAGUGUGUACUCCCCGGCGACGCAUUUUGCUGGUGGCGGACCGGAUAAUGUCUACAUGGCAGGCCCAGUGCAUUCACCGAACUUUUAUCCGAUGCCCGAUAAUCUUUUUCACCAGUAUCGGCUGCAAGGUGUAAGUGGCUACUAUCCAGAGUAUCAUACCAACACUAGUGCAUCAACGUUUGUUCCUACUAACGGGCUUAUUCCGUACGACAGUUAUGGAAUCACUAAAGAGGACACCAUGCGGUGGCAUGAGGGAACGAAGAGCUAUGGUACUGGCAGCGAAUCGAUUGUCUCGGUUGCCGGUGCCGAGACGGGCCAACAAGAGCUUGCUAACGCGGUCCCAGAACCAUUCCUUGUUGGUGGUUUUGCUGCCAAUUCCAGUUCUCCUCAUGCCUCCAAGGCCUCAUGCCAUGCACAUCAGGGCAAAAAUGCUUCUCCUGCGCAUUCAUCGGAGGAACUGGUCGAUCCAUGCUGUUCUUCAGAAAGUGCAACACAGGCCGCCGCCGCUGCCGCCGCUACAACAGCUACCCUACACGUUACCAAAGAAUCGAUCACACACCACGUCCCCCACCAGCAUAGCUACACGCAGCAACAGCAUCAGCAAUCUCCCCAUGAUCACCACCAGCAACAGCAUCAUCAUCAUCAUCAUCAUCAGCAGUUACAACAUUUCGCCAAUCAACAUCUGGACAACACUGGUGAUCGGCACGAGACAUCGGAAGAAAUUAAACUGUCUACCAAGUCUCCAACGGCCUCCUCGCCGACACGUUGUGAGCCGCAACGCCAGACAGUUCUCAUGUGGGGUACGUCGAACAGUAGAGAGUCGAUUAUCACAAACAACAGCCACUGUAACAUUAACAGUGGUCCGAACAGUGAAGAUCCGUCCUAUGACUAUAUGGAUACCUCGGGUAACUUUAACCUCGUUAACCUACCAAAAUCGGUGACUAGCUCGUCUAUCAACAACGCGGCUAAUGCCACGACAACCGAUGUUGUGGCUGCUACUGACGAGACCCGCUCAGACCCUUCUUCUAACCAAACGCCGAACCAGUCAAACAGCGUUGCUUGUGAUCAUGACAUCAUAGUCUUGACCGAUGCAACGGAUAACGCCAAAUCGCGCUCGAUUAUUGCAAAUACGCGUAAAUCCCCGCAACCCUCCACUGGGGAAGUAGCUGGUAACCAUUCGACAUCCUUCGCUAACCAUCACACUAACACACCACCGCUGAAUCUGCUUGUGGAAAGCGCUCCAGCUGAUAAGGAGGGCGCGAAACUAACUGAUUCCGAUGUUAAAUGGUACUGUACAGGCGAGCAUAACCACAUGAUAUCUAACACGUAAACUAAUCAAUCAUUUGUCCGUAACUUGCAACUUAUUCGGCAUAAUCCAGUGCUACGAUACGGAAGCGCGAUGUAUACUAAGUUCUUUAUCAUAGUUGACGCUUUACCUAAUAACUUGUUUUUCCAAUGGUAAAAGCUGUCGGAUACACACACUCUCCCAUUCAUACAUGAUCUAUGUAAGACUUCUCCAACUGAUUGUUCCUGUUCUGUUAUGGUUCUCCGUUUUGUUCUAGGUGAAUCUAGCUCUAAACGAAAUAGUCAACGAGGUUCCUUCGAGUUUCCCAAGCGCGAUAGAGCCAAACUGCAUGCUAAGUCAUGCCAACAGUCGUACUCUGAAUCGCGACGUUCCAAAGGUCUACUAAGAGAAACUUUCUAGGUGCACAUCACAAGAUCAGAUAAUAAAUGAACGAUUCCUUAGGGCGCCGAAUGCACGCAGUCGUUCCAACAACCCUAAACAGCAGCAGGGAGUUAGUAAGAAAUAGUACUAGCUACUUUGCCCUACAUAAUAGU